UCAGGAGAAAACCGAAGAAACCCCGGCGGCCGGCGAUAUGUCGAAACUCGAGUUCUCAAUCGUCUUUUUAUUCAUCUCGGUGAUCAUAUGGGCGAUUCUCUUCUUCGCCUUAUUUUGCGCUUUUAUCGCUUUCCACCGGUGGAUGUCCGGCUGGGUGGCUGGGCCGGCGUACAGGGGAUUGAGCAGAGGCGUCCUGGACUCGCUGCCGGUGGUCAGUUUCGCGGCGGAGCAUGCCCGGAAGUUCUCGGAAUGCCCGAUCUGUCUCACGGAAUAUUCCGCCGGAGAAAAACUCCGGGUGCUGCCGGUGUGCUGCCAUGGCUUCCACGCGCGGUGUGUCGACGUGUGGCUGGUUUCGCGCGCGUCUUGCCCGUCUUGCCGGCGGCUCGUCGUCGCUCCGGCGGAGGGACUAGCACUUCACAAAGAACUUCCAGUAUAGUUUGUUAUUGUACACUCAUUUUGUUUACUUUAUUGUUUAGAUUACUUGAAUUUAAUUUUUUGAUUUCUUUAUUCUUGAUAAUAGUUUAUUAACUUUGACUUCGAUAUAUGCCUACAAAUUUUAUUGUGUUUCAGCCAAUAAAUUAACGGAACAUAU
Molecule: messenger RNA, 592 nt
Organism: Cuscuta campestris
Lineage: Eukaryota; Viridiplantae; Streptophyta; Magnoliopsida; Solanales; Convolvulaceae
Source: the annotation of a GenBank genome assembly